Rhipicephalus sanguineus (brown dog tick) is the source of this 1347-nucleotide messenger RNA. It is a transcript of the gene Syx5, whose product is annotated as syntaxin-5. NCBI's taxonomy places the organism in Eukaryota, Metazoa, Arthropoda, Arachnida, Ixodida, Ixodidae. Gene Ontology annotation, biological process: intracellular protein transport; endoplasmic reticulum to Golgi vesicle-mediated transport; vesicle fusion. Gene Ontology annotation, cellular component: endomembrane system; SNARE complex; Golgi membrane. Gene Ontology annotation, molecular function: SNAP receptor activity; SNARE binding. The record is from RefSeq and is a predicted model, not a curated record. The transcript has 10 exons. The coding region runs from base 232 to 1251 and encodes 339 amino acids.
AAAGGACUUUUCCCCUCAUCAUCAUCAGCAGCAGCAGCAUCGUAUCAAACAGGUAGAGUGUGUACUUGACGCGAGCGUAAGCGACGUCGGGCCCGGUGUGUUUCUGUGGCGGCUCCAAGCAGCUGGUGGGCAAAAGGACACCUUUUUUUGAAUGAGGGACCGCUCGUAGGGCUUUGAGGAGUGCGCGUAUGCCCCCGCCAAGUACACGUUGCACAGCCUGCGCUGGGCCCAAUGAUAGCACGUCGUAGACGCACUGUCUCGAGCACAGACCACGAGGACAGCCUCCCUGUGACCUCGUGUAUCUCGGUCUCAACCAUGACGAGCCGCGACCGCACGGCUGAGUUCAAGUCGGCUGCCAAGCUCAUGCAGGGAACCAUUGCCCUGCAGCAGCGUCGGAUACGUGGCCCUGGGGAACGGGGAGCCCAGGAGUGGGGGCGCUUCAUGCAUGUGGCCAAGCAAAUUGGCAAGGAUAUCACCAGCACAUUCGCCAAGCUUGAGAAGCUGACAUUACUGGCCAGGCGCAAGACCAUCUUCGAUGACCGGCCAGAGGAGAUACAGGAGCUGACGUACAUCAUCAAGCAGGACAUCGGCAGUCUCAACAAGGCCAUCGCCCAGCUGCAGGAGGUGGCCCGUUCGAGGAACCAGCUGGGCGGCAAGCACAUGCAAUCCCACUCCAAUUCUGUGGUAGUCUCCCUCCAGUCCAAACUGGCAGCUAUGUCCAACGAUUUCAAGAGCAUCCUAGAAGUUCGUACAGAGAACCUGAAGCACCAGAAGAGCCGCCGUGAGCAGUUUGGCAGCCAGGGUGUGAAUGCAGCACUGCCCCCGUCGGCCAUGGGAGGUGGAUCGGUGCUGUUAGCGGAUGAGUAUGCUUCACAGCAGGGGGCGGCCGGAGACUUUCUGGCCAUCAACAUGGACGAGGGACCACGGCAUCGGCAGCUGCAGCAGCAACAGCAGCUGCUAGACGAGCAGGAUGCGUACAUCCAGAGUCGUGCAGACACCAUGGCAAGCAUUGAGAGCACCAUUGUGGAACUGGGCUCCAUCUUCCAGCAGCUGGCACUCAUGGUCAAGGAGCAGGAGGAGAUGGUGCAGAGGAUCGAUGCCAAUGUGGAGGACACGUCGCUAAACGUGGAGGCUGCACAUUCGGAAAUCCUGCGCUACUUCCAGUCGGUGACCUCUAACCGGUGGCUCAUGAUCAAGGUGUUCGCCGUGCUCAUCGUUUUCUUUAUUAUCUUUGUGGUCUUUGUUGCCUGAAACAAGACGUGUUCUAGGCUGAGUGGAGAAGCUUCUGGUGUAACCACAUAUACAGAGAAUAAUGUGCGUAAAUCAAUAAUAAAAACUUAUUUCUAA